This is a messenger RNA of Paracoccidioides brasiliensis Pb18, 2064 nucleotides long. RefSeq lists its product as uncharacterized. The transcript is spliced from 6 exons. The record is from RefSeq and is a predicted model, not a curated record. Bases 1 to 2064 code for a protein of 687 amino acids.
AUGCUAGCUGUUAGAUCCCCGUCUUCUGUCUCCUCGGGACCCCAAUUAUCCGCAUUCUCCCCCUACUCUGCGUCACCAAGUUCACCAGCUCCUCUUUUCUCAAUCAAAUCUGACAAACAACGUCCCUCUCUACGAUCGCCUUCACCCUCCCACAUGUCCGCCGAUUCUCGAUCGACCGAAGAGGCUACCAGUAGGACCUCCCCAAAGGCCCUCACCCCAAACGGACUUGAUGUUUUGGAGAACCAAGAUGCGAUGAUCAACGGGGAUAUUGGCCACUACAUUCCGAGGUCGGGAAGCUCACUCAGUAUCCGCACUUCCGGUGCUGGAGUGAGCGACUUCAAACAUAGCUCGGACGAGGAUGAACCCCCGCAAUCUGUAAUUCACGUCCCCUCCGGUUUUGGUAAAUUUCUAGAUAGUUCACCUUCUCCCCGCGCAGAGUCUAUCAGAUCAUCGUCGGCACUAUCAGAUGUGACGGUCACUACGCAACUGGCAGUCCACGGCCAGAAUGCGGGCAAGAAAAUGUCAUCCAGCCCUGUAUCGCCGCCGCCAAUCACCACGCAAAUCGCACCUCCCGAGGACUGGUCAGAUCGAACCACGCCUCUUGCAAAAACAAGACAAGAGGUUGAAGAUUUCAAAAAAAGGGCUAGGAAAAGCAACUUGGAAGAUAUACCGGAGACCUUGGACACCGACCAGCCUGUCGAAGAAACCGAAGAUGAAACUGAGCCAACCCCAAUUAAAAUGACUUCUACAGUUGGUAAAUUUCAGGAUACGGAGGAUGAGUUGGAUGCCCUGAGAGUUGCAUUAUCGGAAUGCUGGAAUUUGUGUAAUACCCUAGCGAACUUAAGUUAUAUCCAUCGAGAGCGAUUGUUUAACUUUUCCGGAAAGGGAGACAAGCAGGAACAGGCUUGGAAGUCGUGCUGGCAACUUUGUCAAAACCUUUAUGAGAAUCGAGAUAACGAUGACCAUCAAUUCCACGUACGGCCAACGCUAGAUCUUUGCCGCGACUUUUGUCAAGCGCUGUUUGAAGUUCGCGUGCGUGAUAAUGAACUCGCCGACUCCGUGCUGCGUGUGAGUUUUGAGCUCAACAACCAUCUGUAUAAUACUCACGAUCGAAACCUGCCCGAAGCAUUUCGGGAACGGACGUUGGAUUUUUACAUCACGCUAUGCCAUCGCCUCAUGAAGCAACGAACACGAUUAGCGGAAGAAACAGACUCCCUCUUGAAGGCUUGCUGGUCACUGGCUGAGAUGUUGUUCAGCCUACGGCAAAGCAGGCGGGAGGGCAAAGAACCCGAUGAAGAGCUCCUCGGGUCCGCCGUGCAGGCAUGCUGGGAAUUGUGCGAUCUUUUCCGCGAAGGCUGGACUCAGAUUCGACCGGAUCGUGGCACCCCACGGCCCAGCCAGACCACCUUCACCCAAGCGUUUUACCAAGCUAAACGAUCCGAGUAUGCCGUAAUGGCCGAGGAGUCCCAAUCUCAGAACCGCGGAGGGAACCCGGAAACUCCCACGACAAUAUUUGAAGAUACCACCACAAUUUCACCUGAUGAAGCUCCCUUGCCUAACAUUCUCCUCCUAGGCCCUGGCCUCACCCAAGUAACCCCUCCUAAGUGGUCAUCUAACUCCUCCACGCUGUCCGGCUACUCCCAAUCCUCAUCCGGAAAGACAACAACAUCAUCAUCCAACAACACUGUCAAAUCCCCCGCGGAAGACCCGAACCUUACCUGCCUGAAACUCCUAAUUGUCCGUGCAGCCAUGAACGGCGGUUUCCAGCGGGGGACGACUCAAACGCUAUCUGCGUUUGUGAAAUCCCUCUCAUCAGAUUCCUUCGGCACGCUAGUGUGGCAACGCACACUUCUAGAAAAUUAUAAGAAACUGGUUGUCUUUGACGCGGCAUUCCGCGACGUUGCGCCGCCUGCCCGUGCGGGUGCCAUGGAUGUUGCCAACGCGGUCAGAUCUAUGGUACUGCAUAAUGGGCAGUAUAUCUGGCUGCAGGACCUGUACCGAUUGGUGUUUGGCUUCCAUACCGAGGAGGCAUUACACCGAAAGAGCGUUACUGUUCAGACGUAG